Messenger RNA from Dichomitus squalens LYAD-421 SS1, 1656 nucleotides. Its product is annotated as cytochrome P450. The transcript has 14 exons. The record is from RefSeq and is a predicted model, not a curated record. Bases 1 to 1656 code for a protein of 551 amino acids. Lineage: Eukaryota; Fungi; Basidiomycota; Agaricomycetes; Polyporales; Polyporaceae. Gene Ontology annotation, molecular function: iron ion binding; heme binding; monooxygenase activity.
AUGGCGCUCCUUACAAGCGCGCCUCAAGCAGCACUCGCCGCUGCAGUUCUCUAUGUUUCAUGGCUCAUCCUAAAGCCGUUCGUUGUCAAGUCCCCACUGGAUAACAUUCCCGGUCCUCCUCGGAAUUCAUGGCUGAGUGGUAAUCUAGCGCAGUAUUUCGCCCAAGAUGCCUGGGACUUCCGGGCUGAACUCGCCCGCAAGUAUCCACGCGUGGCCGCUCUCCAUGGAAUGCCUGGGCAAUCGAAAUGGAUCACGGUCUGGGAUGUGAAGGCCAUGCAAAACAUCUUCCUCAAAGAGCAAGAUAUCUAUGCAGAACCCGUGUUUGCUUUGCGUAUGAUGCUCGGCCCUGGUCUUCUCGGCACGGAAGGCGAGCAGCACAAGCGACAGCGCAAGACGCUCAAUCCUGUGUUCUCUGUGAAGCAUCUUCGCGACAUGACGCCCUUGUUUUAUCAGGUCAUCCACAAGACUCGUGAUGCGAUUAUGGAGCGCGUGCGUGCCGGCGCCGGAGCUAAGGGUGGCGUUGAACUCGACAUGCUCUCUUGGAGCGGCCGCACGACGCUCGAAGUGUUGGGUCAGGCUGGUUUAGGCCACUCAUUUGACCCUCUCACGGAGGACCGACCGGACGAGUUUGCGGAUGCCGUCAAGGACUUCUUCCCACAAAUGGCCCGAUCUUUGGUUUUACGCCUGCUGAUGAGGGGCGUGGCCAACGUCGGCUCCGCACCUUUCCGGCGCUGGGUCGUUGAGAGGAUCCCGAACGACAACGUUCAGCAGCUGAAGCGGAUAUCAGACAUCAUGCACGGGCGGUCUAUAAGGAUAUUCAACGAGAAAAAGGAGGCUCUGGAGAAGGGGGAUGAGACGCUUAAGCAUCAGAUCGGCGAAGGACGUGACAUCAUGAGCAUCCUGCUGCGGGAGAACAUGCUUGCUAAGGCGGAGGAUAAGCUCCCGGAUGAUGAGCUCAUAGGGCAGAUAUCGACGAUGGUGCUCGCUGGGAUGGACACAACUGCAAACUCGCUGGCGCGCGCUCUUCAGAUCCUCGCCGAACGCCAGGACGUUCAAGAGAAGCUCCGGCAGGAAAUCCUGCAUGCGAUCGAGACUGAGGGACAAGACGGGACGCUCGACUACGAGAAGAUCAUGGAGCUUCCCUACCUUGAGGCGGUCUGCCGCGAAACCCUGCGGUUAUAUCCUGGCGUUACCAGCCUCUUCCGAGAGACAACCAAGGAUGUCAUAAUGCCUCUGUCGGAGCCGAUCCGUCUGAAGGACGGGACGCUCACUGACGCGAUCCCCAUUCCGAAGGGAACGCGAGUAGUUCCGAACAUCGGUGCUUCGAACGUCGACCCAGCGCUCUGGGGAGCUGAUGCGCACGAGUGGCGACCUGAACGCUGGCUCGAACCCCUACCGCGGGCUGUAGAGGAGGCGCGCGUACCGGGCGUAUACUCUCACCUCAUGACGUUCAUCGGCGGUAGCAAGGCGUGCAUAGGAUUCAAAUUUGCACAGAUCGAAAUGAAGACCGUGCUGCUCGUCCUGUUGCAGAACUUCAAGUUUGAGCCGACCGGCAAGCCCAUCAAGUGGAACUUCGCUGGGGUGCAGUACCCCAGCGUCGGGUCGGAGGGACCUGAGCCGGCAUUGCCUCUGCUGGUUUCCGCACUGCGCGCCUGA